UGCAGUGCAGUGAUCUCUUGUUACGUGUGCAACUCUGUUAUUGUGUGAGUUCAAGAAAAUGGCUGAGGCCAGUAUUUCAGUAGAUCAAGAUCAGUUCAUCUGUCCAGUGUGUCUGGAUCUCCUGAAGGAUCCGGUGACUACCCCCUGUGGUCACAGUUUCUGUAAGGUGUGUAUUAAUGGCUGCUGGGAUCAGGAAGAUCAGAAGGGUGUCUACAGCUGUCCUCAGUGCAGAGACACUUUCACUCCAAGGCCUGUUCUACGCAGAAACAACAUGCUGGCUGAAGUGGUGGAGAAACUGAAGAAGAAGACUGAAGUCCAAGCUGCUUCUCCUGCUCACUGUUACACUGGACCUGGAGAUGUGGAGUGUGAUUUCUGCACCGGGAGAAAACACAAAGCCAUCAAGUCCUGUCUGAUGUGUCUGGCCUCCUUUUGUGAAACUCAUCUGAAACCUCACUAUGAAGUUCCUGGAUUGAAAAAACACACAUUAGUUGCAGCUUUUGGAAAUCUUCAAGAGAAGAUCUGCCGUAGGCAUGAUGAAGUGUUGAAGGUCUACUGUCGUACUGACCAAAGCUUCAUCUGUUAUCUGUGCAUGACGGAUGAACACAAAAGCCACGACACCGUCUCAGUUAAAGCUUACAGAACUGAAAAAGAGAGUGAGUUAAUGGAGGAGCAGAUGAAAUCCCAGCAGAGAAUCCAGGCGAAGCAGAAGAAGGUGCAGGAGCUGAAACAGGCUGUGAACACUAUAAAGAUUAGUUCACAGAUAGCAGUUGAGGAAAAUGAGAUAAUCUUUACUGAGAUGAUCAGCUCCAUGGAGAAAAAGCGCUCGGAGGUGACGGAGCUGAUCAGAGCUCAGGAGAAGGCUGAACUGAGUCGAGCUGAACGACUCCUGGAGCAACUGGAGCAGGAGAUUGCUGAUCUUCAGAGGAGAGUCACUGAGCUGGAGCAGCUUUCACACAUACAUGAUCACAUCCAGUUUCUCCAGGAAAUGAAGAAUUUAGUCUCUGGUCAUCGCUGUCCCACAAUUAUUCGACCAGAUUUUCAAUAUUUGACUGAUCUCUGUGAGGACUCAUCCAGCAUCACUGUCAAUCAACAUCUCUUCUUUGACAGAGUGAGGAAAUCUCUCUCUGAUCUGAAAAAGAGACUUGAGGAGGAAUUCAUCAAAAUCCCUGAACAUGCUGAAGAAGUUCAGAUUUUACUCUCAGAGCCAAAGAGCAGAGAAGAGUUUCUGAAAUGUACGUCUACAGAAUGUUGUCAUUCCUCCCACAACAUUUUGACCACCAGUAGCUCUCAGGUUGCUGACAUCGUAGUUGUGCUCAGCCUGAGACAGUUCCUUAAAAAGAAGGCAACUGAAUGCAGACUGGGCUGUUCUCCAAAAUGCUGGGAGAGGACGGCCCCCUACACAUCCACCUUCAUGAUGAAGGGCUUGGAUCUGCCUGGGUUCUUAAGUAUGGGAGCUAAGCCUUCUAAAGCUGGGCAGUGGCUUAGUCAGCUGCUUGCUCCAGGUGAGAAGUUUUGGGCAGUUGUGCACAAAAAUGUGAUGGAAAGUGCAGUGAUCAUGAGGGCCCGGAUGAAGCUCAGUGUGAUCAUGUUGGAGUCUUCCAACCAACACAGAAGCAGGAAACCACUUCUCAUUUCAAAGAAAACAAAACACAGAGUUUCUCUCUCUAGCACUCUGUUACUGUGUAAGUUAAGGAAAAUGGCAGAAGCCAGUAUUUCAGUAGAUCAGGAUCAGUUCAGCUGUCCAGUGUGUCUGGAUCUCCUGAAGGAUCCAGCGACUAUCCCCUGUGGUCACAGUUUCUGUACGGAUUGUAUUAAUGGCUGCUGGGAUCAGGAGGAUCAGAAGGGCGUCUACAGCUGUCCUCAGUGCAGAGACACUUUCACUCCAAGGCCUGUUCUACGCAGAAACAACAUGCUGGCUGAAGUGGUGGAGAAACUGAAGAAGAAGACUGAAGUCCAAGCUGCUUCUCCUGCUCACUGUUACUCUGGACCUGGAGAUGUGGAGUGUGAUUUCUGCCCCGGGAGAAAACACAAAGCCGUCAAGUCCUGUCUGGUGUGUGUGGCUUCUCUUUGUGAAACUCAUCUGAAACCUCAUCUUGAAAUUCCUGCUUUGAAAAAACACAAGUUAGUCGAAGCUUCUGGAAAUCUACAAGAGAAGAUCUGCUCUGAACAUGAUGAAGUGCUGGAGAUGAUGGAUGAACACAAAAGCCAUGACACCAGCUCAGUUAACGUUUACAGAACUGAGAAAGAGAGUGAGUUAAAGGAGGAGCAGAUGAAAUUCCAGCAGAGAAUCCAGGAGAAGCAGAAGAAGGUGCAGGAGCUGAAACAGGCUGUGAACACUAUAAAGUUUGGUGCACAGAAAGCAGUUGAGGAAAAUGAGAUAAUCUUUACUGAGAUGAUCAGCUCCAUGGAGAAAAAGCGCUCGGAGGUGACGGAGCUGAUCAGAGCUCAGGAGAAGGCUGAACUGAGUCGAGCUGAACGACUCCUGGAGCAACUGGAGCAGGAGAUUGCUGAUCUUCAGAGGAGAGUCACUGAGAUGGAGCAGCUUUCACACACACAUGAUCACAUCCACUUCCUCCAGGAAAUAAAGGCUUUAGUCUCUGGUCAUCGCUCUCUGCAAAACGAGACAUCAAAUUUUCAGUCUGAUCUCUCUGAGGACGUUUUCAGCAUCACUGUCAAUCAGUAUCUAGUAUUUGAUGGCGUGAGGAAAUCUCUCUCUGAUCUGAAAAAGUUACUCGAGGACAUCUUCCAGGAGGAAUUGAUCAAAAUCCCUGAACAUGGUAAGAGGAGCUAUCAGAUUUUACUCUCAGAGCCAAAGAGCAGAGAAGAGUUUCUGAAAUAUUUCUGUGAUCUGACUCUGGAUCCCAACACAGUAAAUUAUAACCUCAUUCUGUCUGAGAAGAACAGAGUGGUGACGUGCAGUGAAAGAAAGCAGCGAUACUCUGAUCAUCCAGAGAGAUUUGACUCCUGGGAACAGGUCUUGAGUAAGGAGAGUGUGUGUGGACGCUGUUACUGGGAGGUGGAGUGGAGCAGUGAGAGAUGUGUGUACAUAUCAGUCUCAUAUAAAGACAUCAGAAGGAAAGGAUGGGGGAUCAAGUGUGGGUUUGGACGCAACAAUAAGUCCUGGAGUCUGGACUGUUCAUCUUAUUCUCCCACAUUCCAUCACAACAACAUUAAGACUAACCUCAGAGUUCCAUCACCCUCCAGAAUAGGAGUUUAUGUGGAUCACAGUGCAGGACUUCUGUCCUUCUACAGCGUCUCUGACACCAUGAAGCUCCUCCACAGAGUCCACACCACAUUCACUCGGCCUCUAUACGCUGGGUUUAGGCCAUACUGGGAUUUUCGGUGGAAAUCAGCACCAACUGUGAGGUUGUGUGAUCCAGAAAAGUAAUGGGUUUGUGGCGUUUUCUGGUCAGUAAUUUGUUGCUAACUAAUCCCAUUGAUCCUGAAGUGAAAAAAAUGUUAACCUUAAAUCAACAAAACACUGAACUUUACAGUGCUAAAUAAUUUUUGUAGGGGGCUCAAAUAAACUUAAAAUCAAACUGUUAGUAAUGCAGGACUGUAAAUAGCCAUUUAUCAGGUGAUUAUUAAUCAUUACUGCUAAGAUAUAAUGUGAGUUUAUUAUCAGUAAUGAAGUAAUGAAGUUAAUCAUUAAAAAAAUACACUGGAAAGUUGCCUAAUCACAGGCCGGUGGCACUAUUUGACUUUUUGGCUUGCAAUUUUCUCAGUGAGCUUCUGGUUAAAGUCAGUCAUCUCAGUCACCAGUCUCUUUUCCAUUGACAGCAUGGCCAAUGCAUUCAGCCUCUCCGGGGUCGUGCUUCAAGUAACAUGCCUUUCAAAACUUUACGGAGCUUCAUACACACAC
Hemibagrus wyckioides is the source of this 3862-nucleotide messenger RNA. Its product is annotated as E3 ubiquitin/ISG15 ligase TRIM25-like. Gene Ontology annotation, molecular function: protein binding; zinc ion binding. Lineage: Eukaryota; Metazoa; Chordata; Actinopteri; Siluriformes; Bagridae. Bases 59 to 3388 code for a protein of 1109 amino acids. The record is from RefSeq and is a predicted model, not a curated record. The transcript has 12 exons.